AUUGUCGGCCGUUUCGGGUCAAAAUUCUGCAUCAGGAAUGAGGCCGGAGACGUGAGAAGGCCAGCAAAAACUCCAUAUUUACAACUGUGUGUGUUGCUCAGGAUUUCCGUCCCUUCACUCUUGUUCCACCUACCCUCCCUGCCUUGUUUUCUCCUCCCAGCUCCGCCUGGUUACGGGGUCACGGCAACGAUUACGACGGACCGCCAGUCUGGCCGGAGAGCCGGCGUGUGAAGCAGGUGCUGAGGCGGCCGGCGGCACGUCCCCCGCAACCAUUACCACUCUGGCCGAGCGGAAACAGGCACAGGUGAGGUUCCGGAGGACUGGCGAGCGGCUCUAUUCAAGAAGGAGACAAGGAAAAAUCUUGGAAACUGUAGACUGCCCACCGGAAGUUGGUGUUAGUGUCAGUGGAGAAUAGCAACAGCACCCUCCAUUAUGCACUGAGCUGGCAACAGAGAGACAGCUGCAUCCAAGCAUGUACCCAGCGGCUGGCUCCUACAGGCCCCCUGGCCCCUGGAGGGCCACCAUGCUCACCGAUCCCUUUGUGCUGCCUCCUAUCCAGAUGCACAACUUCUCCAGUCGGCCGCUGACCAUAGUCAUGACCGAUGUGAACGCUGAGCGUGAAGGAGCCGGGAACUAUACCGAGUACCAUCACUUCUACGGAGUUCCCUACGUCCCUCCGUUCUGGUUCCCAACACCGGCAAACCCAGCUCCCUACCAGUACCCACCCUAUUAUCCAUACGGUGCCUACUUGGCCCAGCAGCCAGCCCUGGGCUCAGGGGCCUGGCCUGAAGGCUCCACCCUGAGGGGUGACCUGCACUGGGGCAAGCUAGAGCAGACGUACGGCCCCCGGAGGGAAGUGCCCGACUUCCUUCAUGACGAGCUGCGGCGAGUGUAUGGCACUUACCCCAAGACGUUUGUCAGCAUCACCUACCAGAACGGGGAGUACCUGGUGAGGGCAGAGCCCCGCGUCGCAGAGCAGAAGUACAAGGUGGAAAAGAAGAUCAUCCGGAGACCGCCCACGCCCAGUGACGAUGAGAGCGAGGCGUCCGAAAAGCAGCAGAGGAAGUCCAGGCGCUAAAGCUCAUCGCGGAAGGCACUGGUCGAACGGGGGAUACUGUUGUGGCGGGACUUGAUUGUCAAGAUAAAGAUUAACUUUUAUUGUCACGCACAUCGAAACAAACAGUGAAACGCAUCAUUUGUGUCAACGACCAACGCAGUCCAAGGACGUGCUGGGGACAGCCCACAUGUGUCACCGUGCUUCCAGCACCAACACAGCACGGUCACAGCUCACUACCCCAAGCCCUAACGCCUACAUCUUUGGAGUGUGCGAGGCAGCCCCCGCGGUGACGGGAAGGACGUACAAACUCCUGACAGCCAGUGGUGAGAAUUGAACCCUGAUCGGCGGUCGUUAUAAAGUGGUUACGCUAACCGGUACGUUACUGAGCCAGCCUCUGUUCGUAUUCGAGCUAACACACCAACCUGACAGUACCGUACAGUAACAACGAGCACACAGCGUCAUGGGAAGAUGCCAGGAACCCCCAGCCUGCCCGUCCACUUGGUCCAAGCAGGGCAAGGCAUCUUGACGUGCGAUGGAGAAGCACGUUUUUAAAUACGGAUAGACCGGCUGUCUUCGGGAGCUGAUUUCGUUCCAUUUUCACAGGUCGUUCCAAAGACAAGCCGAACUCUGCCACGCGGUGAUCACUUGCUGUGCUGACCACACUGCGGUGUAGUCUGGAACGGGAUCAGAAGCUGAUGAGAAACUCCCAUCAGUAAAAGUGACCAGAAAUUCCGCUGUUCGUUUUCCUUUUCCAAAGCUAGUUACAGUAUCGCUGGAAAACAAUACCACAGCACUUCACAAUACACACUGUUUACAGUUUCAAGUUACAACGUGGUCGUUACACACUCGGACCACUGAGGAGCCCGCCAACGCUGGACAGGCCCCAGUAUUGACAAAAGAACAUCUGCAGAUGCUGGAAAUCCAAGCAACACACAAAACGCUGGCAGCAUCUAUGGAAAAGAGGACAGUCGACGUUUCAGGCCGAGAUCCUUCGGCAGGACUGGAGAGAAAAAAAGCUGAGGAGUAGAUUUAAAAGGUGGGGGAGGAGAGGGAGAAGCACAA
This is a messenger RNA of Mobula hypostoma (lesser devil ray), 2119 nucleotides long. RefSeq lists its product as uncharacterized. The record is from RefSeq and is a predicted model, not a curated record. The transcript is spliced from 4 exons. The coding region runs from base 473 to 1078 and encodes 201 amino acids. NCBI's taxonomy places the organism in Eukaryota, Metazoa, Chordata, Chondrichthyes, Myliobatiformes, Myliobatidae.